UAUCAUCCAGUUGCUCUCAGUCAGCUGUGCAUGUAGAGGGGAGGACAGAAUCAGUCAGAUACACAGCAAGGAGUGGUAGACAAAGCCAAAAGCUCAUCAUAGUCCACCUGCAGCACUGAGAGGUCAGAACUUGGACUUUCUGGAACAGGCAAGAGGCAGCCUGGUGUUACUGUAGCAGUAUAGAUAAGGGUGUGCUAUCUUUUAUACAUUCCUCUCUGUGAGCAGCUGCUUGCUUGGGACCUUGAGCUGGUGUCCUCUCAAAACAAGGAAAUAAAACAAGGACACUCGGGGAAAUAACUUUUACGGUUAAGCGUCAGCAGUAAAGACUACUUGGAAGCAGAAACACGUGUCAGUGCUGCCAGUAGUGGGUCGUAACGUUGUGCUGUCCUCUGCCCCAUAAGGCUCUCGAGCUGGUCAGUGAAGACAGAGGUGGCAGGGCUAUGUGAGAUGAGGUGCAGGACUGGCAGCCUGGUGACAUUCCUCGGUUUGGUUGCCGUCUUCUACCUGUCGGUGUACACAACAUGGUAUAAAGGUAGAGGAGAUGGAAUAGACACAUAUGAAAAACAAUUCUCAGAACUUCAGCAAAGGUUGUUUCGUGCAGAACAAGAAAAUCAAAAGAGAUCUCGAGAUCUAAGCUCUGUUCUUGAUGAAAUAAAGCAAGCAGUGGCAGAGAAAAGAUAUGCAUUUGAGAAUCACACAGUUGAAGAGAUAAAAUGGAAAGUAUUUAACAUGUCCAGCAAGUUACCCAUGCAGUUCUCCAAUAUCUACAUGUUCCUUCCUCACCUACUGGGCCACGAAGAUAACCUGCAGCCGAAUGUCCUUUACGGACAUGGAAGAACAGGGGUGUCAGUCAUUUUCGGUAUUCCCACAGUGAAGAGGGACAAACAGAGCUACUUGAUGGACACAUUGGGUUCCCUUUUCUCAGAAUUGUCUGCAGAAGAAAAAGAGGACUGCGUGGUGGUGGUAUUUAUAGCCGAGAUUAAUUUACAGUAUGUGGAAGAGCUUGCUUAUCGCAUAAAAGAAAGUUUUCCUCGUGAAAUACAGUCUGGUGUCCUUGAGGUCAUUUCUCCGCCAGCAUCUUAUUACCCAGAUUUAAACAAUAUUAAGGAAACCUUUGGUGACUCCAAAGAGAGAGUGAGGUGGCGAACCAAGCAAAAUUUGGACUACAGCUUUCUUAUGUUGUAUGCUCAGCCCAAAGGUGUAUAUUAUUUACAGUUAGAAGAUGACAUUAUUGCAAAACCACAGUUCUACCAGUUUAUGAAAAGCUUUGCAACACAUCAGUCAUCUGAUGACUGGAUGAUUCUUGAGUUCUCUCAGCUUGGAUUCAUUGGAAAGUUAUUCAAAUCAAAAGAUCUGCCGUUUGUUACAGAAUUUUUCUUGAUGUUCUACAAAGAUAAACCUAUAGACUGGCUUCUUGAUCAUUUUCUGUGGGUGAAAGUGUGCAACCCUGAAAAAGAUGCUAAACACUGUGAUCGUCAAAAAUCCAGUCUGCGCAUCCGAUAUCGUCCUUCUUUGUUUCAGCACAUUGGAACACACUCAUCACUAUCUGGCAAAAUCCAGAACCUGAAGGAUAAAGAUUUUGAUAAGAAAGUUCUGUACAAAUCUCAUCCAAAUCCCCCUGCAAAGUUGAGCACCAGUCUCAAGGUUUACCAGCAAUUCACUCUUCAGAAGUCCUAUGUGGGCCAGGAAUGCUUUUGGGCAUUUUCUCCAGUGGCAGGAGACUACAUCCUAUUUGAAUUUGAUGAACCUGUGCGUGUAGAUGGGUACCUGAUUAAAAGUGGAAAUAUUGAACACCCAGGAGACAAGCUGUUCAACACAACAGUUCAGGUUUUGCCAUUGGAGAAUGUUGGCAAAGCAGCAGAUGGACUUUUAAUAGAUGAAGAAGGUUACAUGCAAAUAGGCAAAUUUUUGAAUGGUAUAGCUGAAGGAGAAAUCAGCCCUUCUCUUGGAAAAAUCAAAGCAUUUCGAUUAAAGAUCCUCUCAGAAUCUCCAGUUUGGGCCUUAAUUAGUGAGAUAUUUAUCAAGGUCGCUAAAUAACAGAUCGGAUGGAUAUAUUUGAAAUGUUGACCACUUAUUGGUGCUUUGAAGAAACAGUACAUGAACUCUGAUGAGCUUUCUAGACCACAAUAUGAAUGAAGGAAAAUCUAAAUAUGUGUAGAUCUAUUUUUGAUGAAAAUAAUUUGGUUAUUUAUAGAUUUUUUUUUUAUUUUUUUUUUUGUGACACAAGCAAGCCUGCCUGUUGCAUGACCAACGAUCUAGAAACUGUUAACUACGUCGAAUACUGCAGGGAUAUUGUACAAUUACAGAUGUAAUCACCAACUCUGCUGGCAAGUCAAAAGCAACCUCCAGCACUACAGCUGCAACAAACUGCAACUCACAGCAUGCACAGCCUGGCUCAAUAGCUGCAGUAUGCAUGGUUGCCUAGAUUUAUUUGGAUGGUGGUACUCUCUUUAUCUACAAGAAACUUAGAUUUUAGGUGUCGGGAAAUGAUUCUUUUUUGUAUAAUGAAACAGGUGCUAUGGCACAUUUUCUGUUGGCUCUAUUACUGUAAUAAUUUAAUUCACACUUUUAAUUCUGUUUUAUUUCUGCUAUUUAUGGACAUGUAGAGCACACUGUAAAGGAAGGUAAGAGAUUUAAGAAGAUAUUUGCAGGAGAACUGUUUUAUUGAGUUUAAAAUGUUUGUAUUAUCACUUUCAGAUCAUGUUAUGGACUGUGUACAUCUUUUUAAAUUUAGGAGUGUGUGAAUCAGUGUGUCAGUAAACAUGCUACAGACUUGUUUAAAGGUUAUAGUAAUACGACCAUUGAACAUAUGUGACUACCUGAAAGUACAAACCAGUGUGCCGGGUAAAUGACUCUAUAUUCUUCUGAUAGGAUGAAAACACUGGAUAUAUUCACUUUGAACUUGGGGUGUGCUCAGUUCAGCUACAGUGUGUGGUCUUGAAUUUAUAAUUGCCUUUCAAACUGUGCCAGAUGGAUUGUUAAAGAUGUGCCUUGUAUAAGCAUGUGUAAAAGAAAGAUUUACACAAAUGCCUUUGUCUGUCUAGUGCAGUAUUGCUUUGUGAUAGUUUUUUGUUUUUAUUUUGUAGAUUGUAAAUAUUCUCUUUACGAUGUUUAAGGAGAGCUUGGUCUGUGUCUGGUCAGUAAGAGUCUGUACCAACUUAGGUAUGAGACCGUGUACACUGGAUGUACAUGUAUGUACAUCUUCUAAAUGUUUAGCACACCCACUCUUCUAUGUAAAAAAAUAGGAUUCUGUAAACCCUCUUCAUUAAUUUCAAAGGGUACUCCAUUGCACUAGAAAUACACAGUGCUGCUACAAAACACAGUUCAUUUGUGGGCAGUUGCCUGUGCCCUAAUUUAAUGUGCCUUUUCCAAUCAAAGAGGACCCACUAAAACCCAUGGGACCUCAAUAUUUGCUGCAGCUGCUGUUUACUACACCUUCCAUGAUGCCUUGCUAGUGCUUUCACUGCCUAAGCAUUACUACUUUUGUAGUUCAUAGUAGCUUCUCUCAUCCAGGUAAUAUGGCUAGUUUGAUAUCGAUAUGCAAUUCAAACAGGACAAUAUUAAUUUUAUUUUGUAUUCAUUUUUUUUACCGAUGCAUUGAUAUUUAUUGAUUGGAUAUCUCUUACACUAAUGUAAUACUGGAUUUUCAUUGGACACUGUAGUUGCAAUAUUUCAGUUUGGCAACAAGCUGGACAAUUGGUCUCAAUAGUACAUAACACUCCAUUGCUGGAAAGAGUUAUAUUUGGCAUCUGAGCAAAGCAAUGAUGAUGUAUCUGAUAUGCAUUUUCACCCAUUCCUUUAAAUUUACCUGUCAUUUAAUUAUGCUUUGUUUUUUUGUUUUUUUUUUAUUGGGGAUAUAUCUCAAUCUGCUUGUAAAAGCUGCAGAUCUCUUGUCUGAAGCCUUUGCAAGCCCUCCCCUUCUAAACCUGCCCAGACUUUCUGUGGCUGUACAAUCAGACUUCCCAGUGCAGCUCCAUAUGAAGUAUUUGCAAGGCAGGCGAUCUGAGCAAUUGCCUGACUCUUGAGUGUAACGGCACUGAGCAAAACCAGGAAGUAACAGUACUGGUUGUCUGACAGGGUGAGGAGGGGGUCUGGAACUAUUUGUUUAAGAGAAAUCCAAUUUCUUCUUAAAUGUUUGUCAAGUGAACACUCUUCAGCAAGCUAAAGUACUUCAGGGGUAUGGAGUGUCCCUUUAAUUGAGUUAAAGGAAUUCAAGAAGUCAAUUUAAUUAUUAAAUCAACCCUUUGUUAACCAUAUAUCUUGAAAAUACCGAAAAUGUACUUUUGUGCAAUACUGAUUUAAAAAAAAAAAAAAAAAUGUGAUUUGUUGGACUAAACACACUAUAGACAAAACUUAAAUUUUUUCCUGGUUGUCCUGUUUUAAUAAUAAUUUAUUUUUAAGACCU
Pelobates fuscus (common spadefoot toad) is the source of this 4405-nucleotide messenger RNA. RefSeq names its product MGAT4 family member D (gene MGAT4D). NCBI's taxonomy places the organism in Eukaryota, Metazoa, Chordata, Amphibia, Anura, Pelobatidae. The transcript is spliced from 15 exons. Gene Ontology annotation, molecular function: acetylglucosaminyltransferase activity. Bases 448 to 2037 code for a protein of 529 amino acids. The record is from RefSeq and is a predicted model, not a curated record. Gene Ontology annotation, cellular component: Golgi stack; endoplasmic reticulum-Golgi intermediate compartment; endoplasmic reticulum. Gene Ontology annotation, biological process: protein N-linked glycosylation.